Molecule: messenger RNA, 1189 nt
Organism: Saccostrea echinata
Lineage: Eukaryota; Metazoa; Mollusca; Bivalvia; Ostreida; Ostreidae
Product: leucyl-cystinyl aminopeptidase-like
Exons: 5
Coding region: 101-1189 (362 amino acids)
Biological process (GO): peptide catabolic process; proteolysis
Cellular component (GO): cytoplasm
Molecular function (GO): zinc ion binding; peptide binding; metalloaminopeptidase activity
Source: RefSeq, a predicted model, not a curated record
AGUCGGAUACUAAUAACAGUCAAUUAAAUUAAUGUUAUAGGAGUAGAGUGUGUUAAAUUACUACAUAAUCGUAGACUGUGUUGAGAUCCAGAAGGUGAAUAUGGUGGGCUUUAUCUUUCUGAUUAUUGUUUCUUACUUGGGGUUCAUAGUCUGUGCUGUCCAACCGGAAGUAUUGCGGAAAUCAAGAGAUGCACUUUUCACAUCUUCAGGACACCAACUGAAUUCAAAUCGUGAGGAAAUUCAAUGGAGUAAUGUCCGACUUCCAAAAUCAAUUAUUCCAAUCGAGUACGACAUAUUUCUGCACCCCAAUCUCACAACCUGGGAAUAUUCUGGCAGAGUGGAAAUAAAAUGUGUAGUUCGAAGCACAACAAAUUUCUUUGUUCUACAUUCCAAGCGCUUGGUGCUCUCCAUGAUAACGGUGGAAUCUUUACUUACCAAUGAAACGAACAGAGUUGAUAGAUACUUUUACAAUUAUAGGACUGAUCAGAUUUACAUUGAAGUUGAAAACAGUUUACUACAAGAUACAGAAAUUUUAAUCAAAAUUGAGUUCAAAGGAAGUCUGCAGAAUUCGAAUGGAUACGGCUUUUAUGCAUUUGAAUACUUUGAUACAGAUAACAUAACAAGAAUAAUAGCCUCUACUAAGUUCGAACCAAUAGGAGCCCGUCAAGCAUUCCCAUGUUUUGACGAACCAGAGAUGAAGGCCAUGUUUUCUAUGUCGAUAGUUCGGGACAAGGACUACCUUUCCCUUUUCAAUAUGCCUUUGAUACAUUCCACGCCAUUCGAGGAAAACCUUCUCUUGGACACUUUCGAGAAAAGUGUAAAGAUGAGCACAUAUCUAGUGGCUUUUGCGGUGUGUGACUUUGCAUCCCUGUCAAGUCAAAGCAAAACAGGCAUAAAUAUAUCAGUGUACACCCCGAGACAUAAAAUCGACCAGGCUCAUUAUGCUCUUCAUGUGGCUGUCACAGUUCUGGACUAUUUUGGCAAUCUUUUCGGCAUUGCCUAUCCCAUUCCGAAACUAGAUUUAAUAGCUGUUCCCCAUCUCAAAGAUAUUGCUGUAGAGAACUGGGGAUUGAUAAUGUCCGGUUUGUCUGGACUUUUGUAUGAUCCGCUUCACGCCAAAUAUGAAGACAUAUAUCUGGUAACCUUUGUAGUGGCACAUGAGGUCGCUCAUCAGAUUGCGCCAAAGUGA